UGCUCUUGUUUGUUUCCCCCUUUUCUUUUCCCCCUCUGCCCUAACCCAGCCGGCAUACUUUGGAAACCCGACCCGAAAAAUAUUCGGGUUCCUAACUGAUCCCUUCAGCUUCUCCAUACUCAGACCUUUUAGUUCUUCCAUGUGACAUGCAUAAUUGAUAGUCACAUUUACUGCUUUUUCAGAGCUUUGAAAUGUCAACUGGCCCUGGACUUGAGUCUCUUGUAGAUCAGACAAUCUCGGUCAUCACGAAUGAUGGGCGCAACAUAGUAGGAGUCUUAAAAGGCUUUGACCAGGCCACAAAUAUCAUUCUCGAUGAAUCUCAUGAACGUGUGUACUCCACCAAGGAAGGUGUUCAGCAGCUUGUAUUGGGUUUGUACAUAAUAAGAGGCGACAACAUGUACUUUGCUUUUCAAAGUGUUGUUGGUGAACUAGAUGAAGAGCUUGAUUCUGCUCUUGACUUGUCAAACCUUAGAGCACAUCCUCUGAAGCCUGUUAUCCAUUGAUUGAACAAUGAAAGCUCAUAGAGUUGCUAUAGACAGCAUGUUGGAUUAAAUUCCACAACAUGUUAAAAGAACAUAUCAUGAUGAUGAGAAACCCAAUAUGUAUUAAUUUUUUGAUGCAUUUUUAUGUUAUAUUUUAUUGGUAGCUGUUUAAAUGCUUCAUUCA
Messenger RNA from Gossypium raimondii (Peruvian cotton), 666 nucleotides. Its product is annotated as sm-like protein LSM8. Gene Ontology annotation, biological process: mRNA splicing, via spliceosome. Lineage: Eukaryota; Viridiplantae; Streptophyta; Magnoliopsida; Malvales; Malvaceae. Gene Ontology annotation, cellular component: precatalytic spliceosome; U6 snRNP; U4/U6 x U5 tri-snRNP complex. The record is from RefSeq and is a predicted model, not a curated record. The transcript is spliced from 6 exons. Bases 192 to 503 code for a protein of 103 amino acids. Gene Ontology annotation, molecular function: RNA binding.